Messenger RNA from Colossoma macropomum (tambaqui), 1391 nucleotides. RefSeq lists its product as uncharacterized. Gene Ontology annotation, cellular component: voltage-gated sodium channel complex. The coding region runs from base 321 to 983 and encodes 220 amino acids. Gene Ontology annotation, biological process: regulation of heart rate by cardiac conduction; sodium ion transport; cardiac muscle cell action potential involved in contraction. The transcript is spliced from 5 exons. The record is from RefSeq and is a predicted model, not a curated record. Gene Ontology annotation, molecular function: sodium channel regulator activity. NCBI's taxonomy places the organism in Eukaryota, Metazoa, Chordata, Actinopteri, Characiformes, Serrasalmidae.
GAGGAUUCACACGGUCUAAACUUAGACCCGAACAGGCUUGUGAGCACAGUCUCGCAAAAAAACCUGCACUGGAUUUAACUGGAAUUUUCAGAGGUUUGGUGGAAUAGCUGAAAAAGAGCUAGAACAGAAUUCUCAGCUGAAUGUAUGAAACUGAACUGCGCAGUGAAAAUGCUGGAGAAGAAGAAUAACUGACAGCAGACGGAGAGGAAAUGUGACUAACAUUGCACAACAGUGGCCGCUAAGCAGAAUCAAUAAAACCUUCAGGACACAAACAUUCAGGACGGACCUCAGUGGGCGACUUUGAAGUGAUUCUUCUGAAAAUGUCUCUGAAAAUUGACUCAUUUUUGGUCCUUUGUGUGGUUUUUAUAUGCGCCCCUCAGUGCCAUGCAGGCUGUGCGGAGGUGGACUCUAUGACCGAGGCGGUGGCUGGUGAGAGCUUCAUGCUGGGCUGUAUUUCGUGUAAGCGGAGGGAGGAGGUGUCUGGAGAGACCGCUGUGGACUGGCACUUUAAACCUGAUGGGACAGACGAGUUCUACCAUAUCUUCCAUUAUGAAUACCCGCUCUCCACCAUCCUCCACAAAGACUUUGAGGGCCGGCUGGAGUGGCACGGGACGGAGGGCACGGCGGACAUUCAGAUCGGCGCCAUCUUCAUCCACAACGUCACCUACAACGACACGGGAACCUACACGUGCACCUUCGAGCGCACGCUCUUCUUACCUCCGGGAGAACAACACGUCACCAUCCAGAAGACAGUGGAGCUCGCAGUGGUGCCUGAAGCGAAUCGUGAGCUGACUGCGUUGAUCUCUGAGAUCAUGAUGUACGUUCUGAUCGUGGUUCUGCAGCUGUGGAUGAUCGGAGUGCUGAUUUAUUGCUAUAAGAAGAUCUACGCUGAGAAUGAAGCGCGCGAGGCUCGGAAAGCUCUGCGCGACACAAACAAACUCAUUGACCCGAAGGACACGUGCGAUGGGGUGCAUUUGGAGUGACUGCGGUGGUCAAUGUGGUCAGCAUGGUUUGUUAUAGUGAAUAAUAAAAGAGCUCUGAGUGUUGUGUUUGUAUAGUUCUACAAAUUCUGGAGUUAUUUUGGAGAUAUGUGCUCGUGUGUUUCUAUAAGGGUUACCAAAUCCAGAAAGCUUUGAUAUUGCAAGCAAGAAAUAUUAUAAAUGCUGCAUUAAAACAUGAGAAAUUAUGUUAAAUAGAAAACUGUUGGUACUUAGAUACGAACGUGAAAAAACAACUCCAGCACUUAAGCUUUUAUUACUGCUUUGCAAGAGUAUUUUAACAGAUUUGUGUUGUAGUUUGACUUCUGUAUCCUGAUGACCUUAUGUUUGAAAAAAUCACUAAGAAUCCAAAAACUGCUUUUUAUCAAAUAAAAGGUUUAUAUAAAAUUGUGA